AUGGCCCUAAGGCCACUGGAGACGAGGCGGACUGAAGGCAACGCCGAUGAGAGGCAGAGGAACCCUAGUAUAUUAAUCAAAAAUCGAGCCGCCGCCGGCGCUGGCCAGCCUCCCCAUCGAUGUGCGCGCCGGGUCGCCGCUCCCGCCCCCGCAGCCGAGCAUAGCAGCAGCGGCGGAGCCCCAGCCGCCACCACGUUCCUCCUGCUCUCUGGCAAGUCCGCCCAGGACCAGCAGCUCCUUGCCUCCGCCGCCGGCGAGCGCUCUCUGGCGGAGGAGGGCGGGGGCGAGCUCGCCGUCUCCCUCGCGCUCGACGCCAGCGGGGACGCGGGCUACGAUGCGACCGCCUACAUGGGCGCGCUCCAGGCGCGGCGCUUCGGGAGGUGGAUGCGUUGGUCGCCGCGGAUGGCAUCCACGCACGACCUCGUGACACAGAACUUCGCCAAACUUCGGGUGGGCGUCGUGUGCGCCACAUACAUGCAGUUCAAAGGCAGAGGUGCGUCAAAUAUGUAUGCCAAUUGGUGCUUGUUUUUGUUGUCCCUUUUAGUGUGUAUCUCUGAUGAUUUUUCAAUCUCGGUGAUAAAUGUCUGUCACUUUGGUGGGUAGAUGAAUUGUGCUGUUCUGUUUGUUGUAUGUUCAGUUGAUGAUUCGCUUGACAUAUCCACAAGGUACAGUAUGUGUGAUCCAACCACACGUCGCAUAGUUGAAUUCCGAAGCAAUUAGCUUGAUUACCUACAGUCCAUCUAAUUCUCAUCUAAUGCUGAUUAGUUUAGGCGAGUCAACACAUAGGACGGAAAGACCCUUUUAUAGUUUUCUCAAGGGGAGUGUACCGUGUGCGGGGGCAUAUCUCUGUUCCUUUGUAUGGUUGUUUAACA
Molecule: messenger RNA, 872 nt
Organism: Triticum dicoccoides
Lineage: Eukaryota; Viridiplantae; Streptophyta; Magnoliopsida; Poales; Poaceae
Product: biotin--protein ligase 1, chloroplastic-like
Exons: 3
Coding region: 1-603 (200 amino acids)
Cellular component (GO): cytoplasm
Molecular function (GO): biotin--[biotin carboxyl-carrier protein] ligase activity
Source: RefSeq, a predicted model, not a curated record